UUGACCUCGCUUCCCUUCCUCGGUAUAUCCGGUGUGUCUCUGUGUAUGUGCGCGAUGAGGUGACUGCCGCCGGAUCGCUCUCUCGCAUUUAGGAUUUCUAUUUCGCUGUCGCAACGGCACCCCGGAGCAAAAGAAGUCAAAGAAAACGCCAAGCUUGUUUCUUCGACGCCUGCAGGCAGCCCCCUCGCCCGCCCACGCCACAGCCGUCCAAACAGGUGUCGUACCACCGCGUCGUCGUUCACGUACUUUACAUGCUAUCGCAGUUUCAGCGGCGUUGCCGCCGUUCCCAUCGCGUUACCCCUGCGACAACCUGUGCCGCUGCUCGACAGCAUUCCCGCAUGGCAACAUCGCGCACGACCGCCCGCUUCAUUCUUGGGUAGCGUGCUCGCUCGAUACGCCUGGAAAGCGAUCAGCCCGCGAGAGCGCAAUGGACGAAGAGGACGCCACUACGGCCACUGCGACGGCGUCGUCCGCGGACAACAGCCCCGCUCAUGUUCGAAGAAGGGGCGUCGGUGGUGAUGGCAGUGCGCGCGGCAACAGACUCGCCCGCGGUAUGGCGUCUUGCAACUGUGCCUCGUACUGCUACUUCUCGCUCGCCCUGGUGUUGUUUUCGCUGGGGACGGUGCUCACUAUACUCGUGCUCGAUGACAGCGAACAGAUGUUUCCCAACCUGACUCACAUGUGGCUCAUCGGGCCGAUAUUCAUCAGUUCGGGACUGAUGUUUGCCGUGAAAACAAUCAUGUACCUGCGCAGGGAGACGAUGAUCGCCUACUUGGCAAGGCAGCACUCUCUACUACGCGAGCUCCAUCUCGUGGCCGUGGAGCCAGGCUUGUUGAGGGGCCUUCAACAGAGGGCGGCAUCCCUACCACCUCCAUACGAGGCGGUGGCCACAGGCUACAACUCUCCCGUGUGCCACAGGUCAACAACAGCUGCAGCAUUUCCGCUGCUGAUGGCCACCACGGAAGAGGACCCACCCUCAUACGAGGAGGCCCUCCUGCUCAUUCGUGGUGGCUCCGGACCCCCUCCUGCCAUAAAAACGGUACCAGAGGUAACGCCCCCGCCAACGUCAUCACAGCCUCCCGCAGCACCUGUGACAGUGAUUGCAGUGCAGGAGGACUUACCUGACCGGUAGCAGCUGCCAAGCACAACCUUUUGGGUGGCGAUGACCUGAUGCCUAGAUCUGUUUUGCUGCCUGUGACCCCGCGGCAAAUGAAUGUACUGCUCGGCUGUUGUUUUGUGGGUUAUGGUUGUUUUUCCGCAUCACUGUGAUGUCAACUUAAAGGACUCCACUUUG
Molecule: messenger RNA, 1294 nt
Organism: Dermacentor andersoni
Lineage: Eukaryota; Metazoa; Arthropoda; Arachnida; Ixodida; Ixodidae
Source: RefSeq, a predicted model, not a curated record